Cotesia congregata is the source of this 207-nucleotide messenger RNA. The record is from the annotation of a GenBank genome assembly. Lineage: Eukaryota; Metazoa; Arthropoda; Insecta; Hymenoptera; Braconidae.
AUGUACGUACCGCGACGCAGCGAAUCGACCUUUUAUAUAAACGUCAAAAACCCCGAAGUAUCACAAGGAUACAUUCCUCGGUUGAAAAUUGGAAAAGGGAGUUGCCUAGUCAAGGUAAAAAAUGGACGAGCUUACCUUCAAAUUUACAACACGACCAACAAUGAAGUAGGAAUCAAAAUCCCUACACUAAACGUACAAGAAGAAUAA